GGGCUUCGGUUCCGGCGACAUGGCUAAACGCACCAAGAAGGUUGGGAUCGUCGGGAAAUACGGGACUCGCUAUGGGGCCUCCCUCCGGAAAAUGGUGAAGAAAAUUGAAAUUAGCCAGCACGCUAAGUAUACUUGCUCCUUCUGCGGCAAGACGAAGAUGAAGAGACGAGCUGUUGGUAUCUGGCACUGUGGUUCCUGCAUGAAAACGGUGGCUGGUGGGGCCUGGACCUACAACACCACCUCUGCAGUCACAGUGAAGUCUGCCAUCAGAAGAUUGAAGGAACUGAAAGACCAGUAGAAGCCCUACCGCCUGAGACUCGCCUGCCCUGCAAUAAACGGGUUAAUUUACAGAAAAAAAAAAAAA
Molecule: messenger RNA, 364 nt
Organism: Grammomys surdaster
Lineage: Eukaryota; Metazoa; Chordata; Mammalia; Rodentia; Muridae
Product: putative 60S ribosomal protein L37a
Exons: 1
Coding region: 20-298 (92 amino acids)
Biological process (GO): translation
Cellular component (GO): ribosome
Molecular function (GO): structural constituent of ribosome
Source: RefSeq, a predicted model, not a curated record